Saccoglossus kowalevskii is the source of this 1176-nucleotide messenger RNA. RefSeq names its product dolichyl pyrophosphate Glc1Man9GlcNAc2 alpha-1,3-glucosyltransferase-like. Gene Ontology annotation, biological process: protein N-linked glycosylation; dolichol-linked oligosaccharide biosynthetic process. The record is from RefSeq and is a predicted model, not a curated record. NCBI's taxonomy places the organism in Eukaryota, Metazoa, Hemichordata, Enteropneusta, Harrimaniidae. Gene Ontology annotation, cellular component: endoplasmic reticulum membrane. Gene Ontology annotation, molecular function: dolichyl pyrophosphate Glc1Man9GlcNAc2 alpha-1,3-glucosyltransferase activity.
AUGGAUGCUGAUUGUAGUCCUGUUGGCCUUUACUUUUGGCCUGUCGUGGCAGUUGUGACUUGCAUUAAACUUUUGCUGAUGCCUACAUAUCGUUCUACAGAUUUUGAAGUUCACAGAAAUUGGUUAGCAAUUACUCAUAGCUUACCUGAGUCAAAGUGGUAUUAUGACGAAACAUCUGAGUGGACGCUAGAUUACCCACCAUUUUUUGCAUGGUUUGAAUGUGCUCUGUCAUAUGGAGCCGAGUUAUUUGACCCUGCCAUGCUUAUUGUAGAUAAUCUAAAUUAUGCAAGUAAAGGAACUAUACUAUUCCAAAGACUAUCAGUUAUUGGUGCAGAUCUUGUCUUCAUAUGUGCGGUCAAAGAAUUUUGCAGUACACUGCCAGGCAAGAAGAACAAAAAUGAAGAUCUCUUAUCCCAACCUGCAUUCACUUUGACACUUUUAUUGAUUGGAAACUUUGGAUUACUCAUAGUGGAUCACAUUCAUUUUCAAUAUAAUGGUUUUCUAUUUGGUAUUAUGAUACUUUCCAUUACAAGAAUUACACAGGGUAGAAAUUUGGAUGGUGCUUUAUGGUUUGCUAUUUUACUGAAUUUUAAACAUAUUUAUCUAUACAUUGCACCAGCUUAUUUUAUAUAUCUGCUACGAUGUUAUUGUUUUACACAGGCUAAUAGAGAUGGCAGUGUUAGGUGGAGUAGCCUUAGUCUAGGAAGACUUGUGAUGUUAGGUUCUAUUGUAAUCGCAGUCUUUGCUGUGUCCUUUGGACCAUUCAUAUACAUGGGACAACUAGAACAGAUUUUAUCAAGGUUAUUUCCAUUCAAACGAGGUCUGUGCCAUGCUUACUGGGCUCCUAAUUUCUGGGCUCUGUACAAUGUAGUUGACAAGGCUCUCUCCACAGCUGGGUCUCGGUUUGGUGUAAUCUCUGUUAACGCUAGCACAGCGUCAAUGACUGGUGGUUUAGUUCAGGAAUUUGACCACACUGUAUUACCAUCUAUACCUCCUGUUAUUACAUUGAUAUGUACAGUACUCUCAAUCAUGCCUGCUGUUUACAAUAUAUGGAGAUAUCCAAGAGGCCCUAAAAGUUUUCUUCGUUGUUUAACACUUUGUGCAUAUGGUUCAUUUAUAUUUGGCUGGCAUGUACAUGAGAAGGCUGUCUUACUUGUUAUAAUACCUCUAUGGUGA